CCCAAACACUUUCGAAUGCCCGACCACACCCAAAACACAGUUGGUGUACAGCUUCGACGCGCUAUUGAUACUCCUGAUCUCAUUCUUUUUACUCAGUGGCCUCCAGAAUUGACGCACAACGUGCUUACCUACCUUGACAGUGACGAUGUGGCGAGAGUGGCGCGCGUCGGCAAUACUUUCCAAGCGGAGGCUGGGCGCCUUCUUUCCCGAAGGAGGGCCAAUUGGGAGAAAUCGCUGUGGAAGCCUGACAUGUACGAGCUCAUAAUUGAUCGGGAUUUUACAACUGCGGAACCUGUCCAGGGGCGUCUACAAGAACUCAUCUUCUGGUAUCCCCCCAAAGACACUUUGGACACUUGGGACACGCUCGUCACUGAUCAGCUGCAGGAGGGCUUAUUGCUGAUGACAUCCCUGAAGCACUUAACAAUACGUCUUCCGGCCAAUCCAGAAUUUGAUGUCCUUGAAACCAUAAAUUCUACUUUCACACGUUGCACGUUCUCCUUGAAGACACUUUACCUAUCCGAAGAUUUCGAACUGUUUCCUUGGAUCCUGAAGCAAACCGAGCUCGAAAUAAUGGCGGUGUAUACCCCGAGUUGGUUCUGGGGAUUCAAUAAAGACAAGCAUUUGAGUGAUCAACGAUGGCUCUCAAGUUCGCCCUGCUUCCGAAUUCCUCCAACCCUUUUCAUUCUCUCUGGAGUAACAGAGGAUGGAAUCUCCGCUUUCCCCGCAUUCUCCCCUGGAUGGAGUGCAAAGCUGAUUGAUGAUUCCUUGAAACACUUUUACGCAAUCCCACAGAAAGAUGUCACUAUGAUUGCCCUGUAUGUGCAAACUAUGGACGAAUUUGAUGACAAGAAUGUCCUGUCGGCCGUUAGAUCAAUCUCAGAUCACUUCGUCAACAUAUUUCAUUUGGACGUAUAUGUGGGAGACUGUAUGAUUCACCUGAAUCCCGAAGCUCUUGCUUCAGUACUCUCGAAUUUUACAAGAAAACUUCAAGAACUUGCAAUUGUAUUUUGGGAAGAGCCAUCGAAUGACAACCGACCAGUGGCCUACUUCUUCCGAGAUCAAAAGUUGAAGCUUUGCAAGGUCUGGUCAGAGGAAUGCCCAAGUUUGGCUUACAUCAACUUUCCAGACCACUCUGGCAGGGCAAUGGAUUCUCGAUGGGAAAUGUAAUCUUCUGACUAGUGGGCAGUGUUCUUACAACUGGUUUCCAAUGGGUGAAUGGCAGAGGAAUAGUACUAGGUUUCCCGAUCCGCACGUUAGGCAUAGUAAAAAAUGAGUCUACAGUC
This is a messenger RNA of Laccaria bicolor S238N-H82, 1283 nucleotides long. RefSeq lists its product as uncharacterized. The transcript has 3 exons. The coding region runs from base 16 to 1167 and encodes 383 amino acids. The record is from RefSeq and is a predicted model, not a curated record. Gene Ontology annotation, molecular function: protein binding. Lineage: Eukaryota; Fungi; Basidiomycota; Agaricomycetes; Agaricales; Hydnangiaceae.